Messenger RNA from Punctularia strigosozonata HHB-11173 SS5, 1690 nucleotides. RefSeq lists its product as uncharacterized. Bases 61 to 1635 code for a protein of 524 amino acids. Lineage: Eukaryota; Fungi; Basidiomycota; Agaricomycetes; Corticiales; Punctulariaceae. The transcript has 10 exons. The record is from RefSeq and is a predicted model, not a curated record. Gene Ontology annotation, cellular component: cytosol.
CUCAGGAGCCCAGGAUAGAUCUCCCUGCUUGGUCUUGCAUCUUCCUUUCAUAUCCGUGAAAUGGACGUAAGGAAUUCCCAUGAAAAUGCCGCGAAGAUCGUUGAAGAACGCAUCAAUGCAUUCGUGCGAGGCGUGUCUGCGUCCCCAACUCACGAUUGGUCGAACGUGGAUAAGAUCUCACAGCGAUUAGCAACGGACGCAGGCAUGAGAUCAGACAUGACCCAAUACCAUUUACAAAUAUGGCAACCUCUCCGUCAUUUCUGGCAACUUCUAGCCGCGGAGGAAGUUGGACGCGACGUCGACGAUGACCGGCCCUGGGACGCGAUACUGUCUGUGGCGAGACUGACACGCAACCUAAUUGCGGCCGUUUCCGAAAAUCAGAAGCUGGCAUAUGAAUAUGAACCAGCAAUACGAGAGCUCCUGUUCCAAUACACCACGUUCACUCUCGCGAAGGACGCAGAUUCAUAUCCUGCCGUCCGAAUGCUCGUCCAAACGAUCUCGAAUAUCAUCACCAGCAACGACGAACUGUCCGCGAAACUGUGGAUCACCUACAUGUCGCUCCCUCAUGAGAAAAGCAUAGUAUUGCGUUUGCUCACCCACCCGGAUACCCGAACUCGGGAGUCGUGCAUGGUGCUGGUCCUGAACUGCAUCAGCGGCAGCGAGGCGAGGAUCCAGUCUCUUAUUGAGACGUCCUCUGGCGUUCGUAUAUGCGUUACAUUGCUGGACCAAAUCGCCGCGGCCUCUGAUUCUGACGACGGCGAAGAGUCGAGGAUCUUCGACAUCGGUUACACAAUUCUCUCGCAGGUGAUAGCCGCAGGUCUUUUCCCCUCGUUAUACGUCUCGUGCUCCGUAGCAGGCGAGACAGUCUCGCCGCACCAAGCCGUCCUCCUGAAACUCCUCGACUCGUACCUACACGCCAAUCAGAGCUCCAAGACGCCGACUAUACACGCCGACGCCUGCGAUUCUCUACUCGCCAUUUUCGACAAGCUCGGCGUCGCGGCACGGGCGUCCAUUACUCGGUCUCUCGGAGCCGUGGCAGAGAGCGCUGGCGAUGCCGAGCUGAAGGGAGUGGACCUCGACCUGCCCAAGGUCUGCGAGGCGCUCGUACUCGCCACGCAAUGCUUGACCACGAUCGUACUCGCAUGGGAAGACGGUCAAAUCCCCAGCAGGGCGUUUAACCCAAGAAAGCUCUUAGAGGAGGCCAGAAACAAAGCGAACGAAGGAUUCGCCGAAGGUCUCGUAGACCUCUUGCGGCAGCUGGAUAGGUUCAUUCCUAAGCUCCAGUUUGGUAAACCCAUAGGCGCGGCGCCUAACGCCAACGCGACCGCCGCCAGUACCGGUGAAGUCGGCUUCUUCUACCUGAAGCGUGACCUUGUACGGUUACUCGGCGUACUUGCGUGGUCAAGUAGAUCGAUCCAGGAUCGCGUCAGGGCCUGCGAUGGUAUCCCCGUGGUCAUGAACCUCUGUGUCGUGGACGAACGCAAUCCAUUCAUGAGAGAGCACGCAUUAUUUGCCCUACGGAAUUUGCUGCAUAGUAACGAGCAAAACCAGGCGAUAGUAGACCAGAUACGGCCGUCAGCGAAGUGGGAUGAGGACGGCGUCCUAAGGGAGACGGCAGGAACUGUUUGGCGAUGAUCCCUACUUCUCUCGUAGUUCAAAUAUGUGAAUGUAUACGAAAAGCGAAGAUAUA